Molecule: messenger RNA, 3031 nt
Organism: Toxotes jaculatrix (banded archerfish)
Lineage: Eukaryota; Metazoa; Chordata; Actinopteri; Toxotidae
Product: formin-like protein 13
Exons: 17
Coding region: 142-2625 (827 amino acids)
Source: RefSeq, a predicted model, not a curated record
AAUCAUAGUGAUUUUCCUUCUCACCAGCCAGAGAAGCAGACCUCUAAGUUUUGUCUUACAAAUAAGACAGUUUUUCUUUGCAUCUUCACUAUAACGGAGAAACAGUGGUUGCAUGGAUUUUUGUGUGAAAGCUGGGAGAUUAUGAUGCCAAAUUCAGGAUCCAAGAAGAAAGACAAUCUAUCCAGAAUGGACAGAUACACUGAGGACUUGCCAAAGCUGAGCAAUGAGAUGCAGCUGAGCAUCAUGAACAAGGUGAAGAACGGAGAGUUGUCCAUCGAGGAUGCUCUGAACCAGGCCCGGAAAGACCGGGACCAGCUGAUCAAACAGCAGAGCCUGGCUGAAGAGGAACCCUCACAGUACAACUUCAGUGUUCAUAAGCACAGCCAUUAUAGGUGGCAGAAGCGUGUUCUUCAGAUUGACUUCAAGACCAAAAUGCUGUGCAGCAUAGAGAAAGGCAUCAUCAAGCGACAGCUUCCGUUCUCUAUCGUCAAGAGCUGUGAUGAUGGAGUCGGCUCCAGGUUCUCCAUUUCCUUUAAAGGACAUCAUGACUAUGAAUUGGAGGCCACAUCACGGGAGGACAAACACAAGAUAAUGCAACUUGUGAAUCAUAUCAUUUAUGGGAACAUAUACAGUGAUCCCAAUGAGGGGAAUUCCGAAACUCGUCAGCAGCCUCGAGCAACACAGAGCCUUCGGGAAGGCGUCUUGCUACUACACAGAGGAGGCCUGGCGUCAUUCAGAUGGGUGAAAUACGAGGUCCAGCUUCACCCGGGCCAGUUAACACUGGUCCCCUUCAGGUGUCAGGGCCCUGCCAACGGCGAGGUGACAUCCUCGGUGGCACCCGUGUCCGUUGUGAUUCACCUGUCCGACGGUGGCACCAGCGUACAGGCACCUCACAGCUCGGACUCUUUCACCCUGACCACCCACAAAAACGAGUACCAAUUCAAGGUGCCUGUGUCAGAUCAAAGCAGUGCCCAAGAGGCUGUCCAGAGCGAGCGAGACGCUUGGGUCCAAGCCAUUGACCAACUGUGUUCCGAGUGGAAGAGGAAGUCCAAUGGCAAACACACGUUUGUGGAAACCAAGAGCCAGCAGAAUCUCAGAACAGACGAAGACACAGAGGACACCAAUACAGAUCUCGAGUCAAGCGGUGAAUUUAAUGGAGGGAACGUGACUGUCACUUGUCCUCCAGUUGAACAUGGAAAUGCAGAUCCCACUUCCAGCAAUGGAGACCAUUUAUCAGCCGGUUAUACGAAGCCUCUUCCGAAACCUCGCCAACCUAGGAAAGAUGCUGCUGAAGUUAUUGGACCUGACAUUUUGCCUCCCGUCCCGUCGCCAACCUCUCCCGGUGUUGUUCCCUUAUCUUCACCCACCUCUCCUUCACCCUCGCCCCCCCAUACUCCCCUCACAUCCUCCUCCACAGUCCCAGAGUCUCUUAAAAAUGAUUUGGUCUCAUCAGUUGUGAAAAAGCCUUCACCCCCCAGCAUCCCAGCCCCCCCGCCUUUACCCAUCAAAGUCAGGACAAUGUCAAGAAAAACACGCACCAAGGCUUUCCACUGGGACCUAGUCAGCUCAGAGAAGAUUGCAAAAUCAUUUUGGAUACAAGAAAGCACAGCGAGGAUUGAAAUAGACACAUCACGCUUGUACGAGCAAUUUGCCGUUAAAGAUCUGGGGACUUUUGGUGCGGCUGAGCAGACUAAUACCCAGCAUAUUAUGCUCAACCAGAAGAUUGCACACAACUUCAACAUUUUCCUCAAAAGUUUUCCCGUGCUGCCGGGAGAGCUGAAGGACAAACUGUUCAUCGUUAACGAGGAAGAUGGAGGCCUGUCUGAUGAGCACAUCACCUCUCUGAGGAGGUAUGUCCCCACCGUGGAUGAUGUGGAAAUGUACAAAUCCCACAAGGGACCCGUGACAGAACUGCACAUUGUGGACCAGUACAUGAUGGAGAUGUGCAACAUACCGCACCUGAGCACACAACUCGACCUGCUCCUGAUUCUGAGAGAGCUCCCGAUCAGCAUGAACGACCUGCAGCCUCUGAUUAACCAGAAGAUCAAAAUGUGCAUGCAGCUGUACAACUGCAGGUCAUUUGUUUCCGUGCUGGAGUACCUCCUUGGCAUUGGCAAUUACCUCAACGAGAAUGCCGGAAAGGAAAAGGCCAAGGGAUUCCGUCUCUCCUCCUUAACUAAACUCUCUCAGCUCCGCGGGAGAGACAGGAAGUUCACCUUGCUCCAUGCCCUUGUGGAGCAGAUCAUGUUGCAUGAACCGUGCUUGGCCACUUUUACCCAGGAGUUGGCAGAAUUUGAAACUGUCCCUGGAGCGUCCAUCAAGGGCCUGACCGCAGAAGUAGAUGUCCUGAAGAAUGAACUGCAGAAAGUUAUUCAGUAUAGAAAAACUUCCAAGAAGAGAAAUGCUGCUCAUCACCCAAACUUCUCCAAAGAUCUGAAGAUAGCAAUUGAGAAAUACAACACGGAUCUCGCGGCGCUGACGAAGACGUGUGAGGAGAUGAAAAAACUCUACUCUGUCAUACUGGUUAAAUUCGGAGAAUCUGCGGAUCAAGACUCUCAGGAGCUCUUUGGGCUGAUCUGUCAGUUCAUCCACGAUUUCAAGAGGGCACAUGCUGAAGUGAUAUAACUUGUACUGUAUGGAGCACAUGUUAGCAACAACUGAGACUGCAUUGAUGCUUAUCAAACAGAAAAGGUUUAGUCAACUGUUCAAACAAUGAGAAUAUUAUAGGACAUUACAAAUAUUAAUGAUGGAGGAAAAUGUUUCUUCGAUUUGAUUUUUUGUGAACUUUUGUAUUUGUCACUGUUAUUGUUGCACAGAUUUUUUAUUUUAUAAUGUGCCCAGAAUGUGAUUCAUUGUAUACUUAUACUUCAUUUUGUUCACGGCUCUGAAUGGCUUAAACUGGGACCUGAGUACUAAUUUCGUACCAUAACAUGUAAAUGUCCUGGUAUGACAAUAAAGUUCCUUGAUCCUUGAUCCUUGAUCCUUGAUCCUUGUAUAGACACGGGAAGUGUAUACUGAUGCUCGUGCACAG